AUGACGUCGUCGGUUGUGUCGCUUUGUUUGUUGCUGAUGGUUUUGGCAAGCGUUGCCAGUGCAUGUCAGAACCUUCCGCCAACACAUCGAAUAGGAAAUUAUGUUUACAAUCUACACCAAAAACGCAGCUGUCCAGGACCGGUAGCGAUGUCAUUCGGAAAUUUGUAUAGCGUCAAUCAGUGCAUCGACGGAUGCCGAAGACACAAGUGUGUGGCGAUUAGCUUGUACAAAAGGGGAGACAUGUCGUUUGGCUGCAACAUUAUAACAAAUUUUGGAGGAUUAAUCCCAGACGCAAAUGCCGCCUGUUAUGUCCGCACAGAUAUAAAGGAAACAAGCAUGAGAGAUCGGCCUGUCAUCGGCUUCGAAAAUUACACCAUAUACUGUGGCGAUGCUGAUGAGAACAAAGUAGUUGGCUGCGCAACAGCUGUGAGGAACGAUUACAAUGCCACGGACGUGACUCAGCUUAAGUAG
This is a messenger RNA of Necator americanus (New World hookworm), 471 nucleotides long. RefSeq lists its product as uncharacterized. Bases 1 to 471 code for a protein of 156 amino acids. The record is from RefSeq and is a predicted model, not a curated record. NCBI's taxonomy places the organism in Eukaryota, Metazoa, Nematoda, Chromadorea, Rhabditida, Ancylostomatidae. The transcript has 4 exons.